AUGGAACCCAGUGAAAUGCCUGCUGUCCACCUCUGCCCCUCAGACCCCGCCCCAGGGGCUGAGGCCACAGCCCCCCAGGGCACUGAGCUUGUCCCCAGGAGAGCUGUCAGUCGCUCUCCGACCUGCGCCCGCUGCCGCAACCACGGCAUCACUGCCCACCUCAAGGGCCAUAAGCGCCUCUGCCUCUUCCAGGCUUGCGAGUGUCACAAGUGUGUCCUCAUCCUGGAGCGCCGAAGGGUCAUGGCUGCCCAGGUGGCCUUGCGUAGGCAGCAGGAGGCGCAGCUAAAGAGGCACCUGGCUCAGGGACUGAUGAGGAAAGGGGCCGCUCCUCCCAAAGCUCCCAGCCGGGUCAAGAAGGGAGCUAUUCAACCAGGCAUCUCCUCUGGGAAGGAGAACCUAGCGCCCCAGCCUCAGACCCCCCAUGGGGAAGUCCCACUGGCGCUGACACCCCCUGGGAAGAACUCCUGUGGGCCUCUGCUGCUCAGCCGUCCUCCAGGAGCUUUACCCUUGCCCUGGACUCCGCUGCCUCCAGGCCCUUGGGCCCCUGGGCACUGGCUGCCUCCAGGCCUCUCCAUACCCCCUCCAGUGGUAUGCCGCUUGCUGUACCAAGAAUCUGCUGUCCCUUUGCAUCCCUUCUCUGGUUUUGACCCUAGUACUUCCCUCCGGCUGCCCAUUCAUGGGCCUCUCCCAACCUGCCCAGGACCUCGCCCGAUACUGACAGCUCCUCUCUCUGAAGAGCACCAAGGGCCCCCUGGCCUGCCCCGCACAUGCUCAACUCUGAUCCUCCAGCCCUGUGGCACCCCAGACCCUCUUCUGCUGCAGCCACAGGCCCCUGGAACCUCUCGCCUGGCCUGGAUGUCAGCCCCCUCAGAGCGGCAGCUGCAGAGGGAAGCAGCUGAGGCCCUCAUGGGGCUGAAAGAUUCAUCCCAGGCUCCUCGCCUGACUCCUUCUGUCCCCACCAGCUCUGCCUGGAUCUCCCUGUUCCACCCCUGUGGCCCACCAGUUCCUACUGGUGGAAGAGGAUUCCAGCCCACUGGCCCCUCUCUCCGACCCAGCCCAGCCCCCUCCGUGGCUCUGCAUAUUGGGCGUCUGGGAUCCAUCUCCCUUCUGAGCUAGAAGCCCAGAAGUGGAGGCCUCUCUGGUGCAGAGGGUCCAUGGUCUACAGACCCUGCAAAUUUGGUAUUUUACUUAUGGAUUUGUGCAUGAAGUUCAAUGUAGUACAAGCUUCAAGCCUCUUUUAAGCUUUCAGGUGCUUUGUUAGCUUUCAGUUCCAUUUAUAGUAUGGGGCAUUUCCUUGACUGAGGGUGGUUAGUCUCAUUCCCCUCCCCCUCCUUGGGUCCUGGGAUCUUUUGAAAUCCCCAAUAAAGAGAGAGUUGUAAAAUUUAAGCUGACCAGUAUCUAGGUUUU
Molecule: messenger RNA, 1407 nt
Organism: Choloepus didactylus (southern two-toed sloth)
Lineage: Eukaryota; Metazoa; Chordata; Mammalia; Pilosa; Megalonychidae
Gene: DMRTC2
Product: DMRT like family C2
Exons: 8
Coding region: 1-1116 (371 amino acids)
Biological process (GO): regulation of DNA-templated transcription
Cellular component (GO): nucleus
Molecular function (GO): sequence-specific DNA binding
Source: RefSeq, a predicted model, not a curated record